Molecule: messenger RNA, 3639 nt
Organism: Pistacia vera
Lineage: Eukaryota; Viridiplantae; Streptophyta; Magnoliopsida; Sapindales; Anacardiaceae
Product: probable disease resistance protein At4g27220
Exons: 9
Coding region: 1-3639 (1212 amino acids)
Molecular function (GO): ADP binding
Source: RefSeq, a predicted model, not a curated record
AUGGAAUUUGUUUCUUUAAUUGCCGAGAAGGUCGUGGACUAUUUGUUUGUAGCUGCUGGCGGUCAACUUGGUUACUUGGUUCAUUACAACGACAACAUUGAAAACUUGAAAAAGCAAGCUAAGAAGCUGGCAGAUAGCAGAGACAUGGUGCAACAGAAAAUCGAAUUUGCUGAAAGAAAUGGAGAAACCAUCUUCGCUACUGUUCAAAGCUGGAUAGCAGAAGCGGAUAAGAUUUCCGCAGAAACUGAAAAGUUUUUGGAAGAUGACAAAGCCAACAAGAGGUGUCUCAAAGGGUGGUGCAUUAAUCUCAAACAACGUUAUCGAUUUAGUAAGGAGGCAAAGAAGCAUUCUCUGGAGAUUUCUAAUCGGCUCCAAGAAAUGGAAAAGUUUGAGAGUGUGUCUUGUCCUGCUCCUCCGGCUGGAAUUAUAUCGUCAUCGAAGUUAUUUUCUUCAGGCACUUUUGAAUCUAGAAAUUCAAUUAAAAAGCAAAUCGUGAAGGUGCUAAUUGAUGAUCAUAAUGUCAGCAUAAUUGGAAUAUGUGGGAUGGGCGGCGUGGGUAAGACCACGCUAGUGAAAGAAAUUGGCCAACAAGCAAAAGAAGAAAAGAUAUAUGAUGAAGUAGUGAUGGCGGUUGUCUCUCAAACCCCGAGUAUUAUGAAGAUUCAAGGCGACAUUGCUGACAUGUUAGGUGUAACAAAGUCUUUGCCGACUAAUUCUGAAUUAGCAAGAGCACGUUUCUUGUGGGACAGAAUCAAGGAGAAGAAGCACAUCCUGGUAAUACUGGAUGACAUUUGGGAAAGAAUUGAAUUGAAUGACAUUGGUAUUCCUCUUGGGAAUGAUCAUCGUGGUUGUAAAAUUGUUAUCACCUCUCGAAGCAAAACUGCGUGUACUCAAAUGACUUGUCAAAAGAUAUUUACAGUUGAAGUUUUAUCGAAACAAGAAUCUUGGGUUCUUUUUAGAGAAAUUGUUGGCUCGAAUGUCGAAACAACUGAAAUAAACCCAAUUGCAAGAGAUGUUGCUGCUAAAUGUGAUGGCUUGCCGAUUGCUAUUGUGACAAUAGCAAGAGCAUUGAAGGACAAGAACACUACUGUUUGGAGGGAUGCUUUGCGACAACUUAAAAGGUCCACCCCAACAAACAUCCCAGGAACGGAAAAAAACAUUAUUUCCUCUCUGGAAUUGAGCUUCACUUAUCUCGAAAGUGUGGAGGCAAAAACACUUUUCUUAUUUUGUAGCUUAUUUCCAGAGGAUUACAAAAUUCGAAUUGAAGAUUUGGUUAGAUACGGGAUCGGUUUAAGGUGGUUUGAAGACAUCGAUGAGAAGAUAGAAGAUAUCAGAGAUAGAAUAUUUGGUAUUGUAAGUACCAUCACCUCUUCUUUUCUCUUAAUUGAUGAUGGUGAAAAGUUUGUUAAAAUGCAUGAUGUUAUCCGUGAUUUUGCAUUAGUGAUAGCUCCUAAAUACAACCAUAGAUUUAUGACGAAAGCUGGCCUUGGUUUACAAGAGUGGUCAAAUAGAGAUACAUUUGAAAAUUUCACAUGUAUCUCAUUGAUGACAAAUAAUAUUAGGGAGCUACCUAAAGGGUUGGAAUGUCCAAAAUUACAGGCUUUGUUACUACAAGAAAAUACAAAUUUGGUUGUCCCUAGUUGUUUCUUUCGGGAAAUAAAAGAUCUCAAAGUUUUAGAUUUGAGUCAAACUAAACUCUGGUCAUUGCCUGAAUCACUUUCAUUUCUUUUAACUGUUAGAACACUAAAUCUUAGUGGUUGCAAUUUAGGGGACCUAUCAGUGAUCGGAAGUCUAAAUAAACUAGAGAUUCUUAGCCUUUCCGAAUCUUCUAUUCAAGAGAUCCCUGUUUCCUUUAGCCAAUUAAAUAAUCUCAGGUUAUUAGAUUUGAAUAAUUGUGAGGAGUUAACACUAAUACCUCGUGGCGUUAUACCGUCACUUAAAAAGUUAGAGGAGUUGUACAUUAAUAGAUUUAAGCAAUGGGAAUCUGAAAGUGAGAAUUUGAAAAGCAAUGCCAAUCUUGUUGAGUUAGAAGCCUUGUCUCGAUUGACUCAUUUAGAGAUUUCUAUUUCAAACCUUGACCUCUCAUCAAAAUUAUACUCAAGAAAUAUGCGUGUCUCACAAACCAACAUUUCAAAAAUACAUGAUUGGGUUAAAGGUUUGCUCAAAAGAACUGAGUAUCUAGUUUUAGAGAAAAUUGCUAAUUUAGAGAGUAUUAGCCAUAACCUAGUUGAAGAAGGGUUCAAUGAAUUGAAGUAUCUUGAUAUCACAUCAUGUGAUGAGAUAAAGUAUCUCCUAAAUACAUUUGAAUGGACACCAAACUCAACUUUCUACAAUUUAGAGGAAUUGUAUAUGUAUUCUAACCCCAACUUGGUUGAACUAUGUCAUGGACAACCUCCAACCCCAUCUUUUAGUAAAUUAAAAAUUUUAAGAGUGUGGAACUGCCACAACAUGUUAAAUGUUGUACCAAGUCUACUCCAAAGCCUUAUUUGUUUGGAAGAAAUAGAUAUAGAUGAUUGCAAUAAUUUAGAGGAGAUCUUUGAGAAGAAAGAAGCUUUGAAUGAGGAGUUAGACCACACCAUAACCUCCCCAAGUUUGGGAAACCUGACUACUAUACAAAUAAAUGAUUGUGAUAAAUUAAAAAACCUCUUCACCCCUUCCAUUGUCAAAUGCCUGGUGAAGCUCAAAAGUCUUCAAAUAUGGGGAUGCUCAACAAUAGAAGAAAUAGUCACAAAUGAGAAAGGAGAAAAAGAAGCAUCAAUAGAGAAGAUAGUGUUUCCUAGUUUGUACUACUUGGACCUUUAUAAUCUAGACAACCUCACUUGUUUUAGCUUUGGAUCAUAUACUAUUGAAUACCCAUCAUUGGAGAGGCUAGAGAUAUGGAAAUGUGGAAAAAUGAAGACCUUUGGUUAUGGAGAGCAAGUGACACCCAAGCUUAACAAAGUGCUUCCAGAAUUGCAUUAUCGUUGGAAUGGCAACUUGAAUGCCACAGUGCAAGAGUACUUCAAUGAACAGGGGGAUGGGAUUGUUCUUUCUAGUGCCCCUCCAUUGCCACCACCUCAGUCAGGAAGGAGUUUCAUUGAUCAAAUUUCACUUUUUGAGGGAAGCAAAAGCGAGGGGGUGCCCCUCAUUUCUGUGGCCUUGCCUCCUUGUCCAUCCAGGUCCCAUGUUUCUCUUAGGUGGGACCAGAAUUCGGAAAAUGUCACUGGAGGGGAUGCAGGGUUUGAUCGUGGUGGGACUUUGUGGUUCCAGAACUUGACUGAAUUCCCUCAUGGUCUUUUAGGCGCCAUCUUUCCAAUAGUGAUAGCUGCUCUCACUCCUCUAAUGUUGAGGGUCAUUCUCCCUCCCCCUUCAUGUGUGUUCAUAUAUUUAAUUUGCAAUGAAUUUUUGUUCGACUCGUAUGCAUUUCUCAUAGUGCCUCUGCCAUUUCCACCACCCCUGUCAAGGAGGAGUUUCAUUGAUCAAAUUUCACUUUUUCGGAGGGGAACAAACAAUCGGGUGUCCCUCAUUUCUGUGGUUCCUGGCUCCUUGUCCAUCCAGUAUUCAGAGAAUGUCAAUGGAGGUCAUCCAGGGUUUGAUUGUGGUAGCACUAAUUUAGAAGAAGAAGAAGACAAGAAAAAGAAGACGAAGAACUUCUUUUGA